Messenger RNA from Anopheles nili, 4660 nucleotides. RefSeq names its product RING finger protein nhl-1 (gene tn). The coding region runs from base 126 to 4154 and encodes 1342 amino acids. Gene Ontology annotation, biological process: negative regulation of translation; proteasome-mediated ubiquitin-dependent protein catabolic process; protein polyubiquitination. The transcript has 11 exons. Lineage: Eukaryota; Metazoa; Arthropoda; Insecta; Diptera; Culicidae. Gene Ontology annotation, molecular function: protein binding; ubiquitin protein ligase activity; metal ion binding. The record is from RefSeq and is a predicted model, not a curated record.
GCCCAGUGGUUUUUCUCGAGCUACUCCACCACUUGCCCGUGGGUGUCGUGACAGACACUCACGGAGCUGUUACCGGGGCGUUUUUCCACCGAACCCAUCGGCCGUAGCAUACCGCAGAAUGAAAAAUGGAGCAGUUUGAGCAACUACUGACGUGUUGCGUGUGUCUCGAUCGAUACCGCAACCCGAAGCUGCUGCCAUGUCAGCAUUCAUUCUGCAUGGAGCCGUGCAUGGACGGCCUGAUCGACUACGUCAAGCGACAGGUCAAGUGUCCAGAAUGCCGUGCCGAACAUCGGAUACCGUACCAGGGUGUGCAGGGUUUCCCGACCAACGUCACCCUGCAGCGGUUCCUCGAGCUGCACAUCGAGAUCACAGGCGAGCUACCCGAUCCCACGUCCGGCCAAAUAAUGGAGCGGUGCAACGUGUGCUCGGAGAAGGCGUACUGUGCGAUGUGUGUGCACUGCGACAAGAAGAUCUGUGGCGACUGCAAGGGCGCCCACAUGGAUAUCCUGCGGCGUGAGAUCAGCCGCAUCAACAACCAGAUCCGGCGCGGAUUGCACCGCCUGAAGGAGGUCCUUGCGGUGGUCGAAAAGAACGCUUCGAACCUGCAGAACAACUGCACGAGCGUGUCGGAGGAGAUCGACGAGAUCUACCGGCGGUUGCAGAAGGCACUCAAAGACCGCACCGAUCACCUGCGCCACGAGAUGGACAAGUACGUGUCGACCGAGCUGAAGAACGUGGUCGCACUGAAGGAGAACCUCGAGCAGGAGAUCGCCAACAUCCAGAGCAACGCGGACCUGGCGGAGAAGUACAUGAACGACACGGUCGAGUGGGACGACUGCGAGCUGAUGGACGCGAAGGAGAUCUUCCUGCGCACGGUCGACUUCAUCCGGAACUUUGACUGCGAAACGAUGGACUACAGCCGCAAGGUGCGCUUCAUCAUGAACAUCGACCCGGGCAAGCUGAUCGCGGAGGUUUCGUCGUACGGUGAUCUAAACCUCCCGAACCACGGUGGUCCCGGAGCGGCCACAAGCCAGAGCCAGGGUUUGCUGCAGGCACCACCUGGGCCGGGUUUGAUGCGCUCCAAGAGUGACCACCGGCUAGCGGCCCAGUUCCGCCAGCAGCAGGAGUCCCAACCGUGGAAUGCCGACGAGGAACCGCUGCUCGGUGGGCGUCGAUUCGGUGAACGGCCACCACAGAAACCUCAGCCACCGGUCGAACGCGAUCGAUAUGGUGCUGGUGAGUCACGCUAUGGUCGUGGCGCAACCGAUUACGAUUACGACGAUGACUCGACGACGUCGGGUCGCGCCGGUAAAGGCCGCUUCCGGUCACGUUUCGCUCGAUCCCACCAACUCGACAACGACUCCGAUGGGGAGUCAAAACCGGCCACCAAAUCGGCGGCUGAGCUCGAGCGCGAACGUAACAAAGUUUCAAGCACGGAGGACUGCGCCAAAGGCCCUCUCAGUGGCAUCUUCCGUCUGAUGGACUCACCGCGUGUCAUGAAACGUCUGCAGGAUCAGGAGAAGGGCAAAAAGAAGGCACCGGUGGCGGCCACCACCGCUACACCCACCCCAGCCAAGCCCUCGCCGUUGGGUGUGAAACCAAAGGCUCCAGCAGCCGGCCGUCAGCUUUCCGAGGACGACGAGAUCGCGAGGAUCAAGCGCCAGAAUAAGGGUGCGUCUGGAUCGAGUGCUGGAGCUGCCACGGGUGUGGUUCCCCCUUCAUCGCAGGCUCCCGAACCGGAGCGACCCACCGCUGAUCGUGUGUCCGCUCUCAAGGUGACCCGUACGGCCACACCCACUUCGGCCGCGAGCGAUGACAGUGACAGCCCGGCGUCACCUGGCGCACGCCGCUCAUCGCCCCACGUCGAGGCCGAAAGUGAUCAGGACGAUUCGGAAGCGAACCGACGCAGCUCGCGUCAAACCACCGGUGCCAAAAAGCCGGCGGCUCGAUCCGCGAGUAGCGAAUCAAACUCGUCCAGCGAAAGCUCGAGCGCCUCACCGGUACCAUCGCCGGCAACGGAGGUGAAACCCAAGACGAUCCUUAAAAACGCGAACGAAUCGUCGGUGCAGCGAAAUGGAACGGCCAGUCCCACGACCACCACUGCCGAGGCUGUGAAGAAACCGUUCCAGAGUCGCUUCCUGCCGCAACCGCAGGCCACAGCACCGGCGGCCGCUGAGAAAAAGGACGAAUCGGAAAGCAGCUCCGAGGAGGAAACUUCUUCCGAGGAGGACUCCGAGGAGGAAGAGGAAGAAGAAGAGGAGAAACCAGUGGUGGCAGCGGUGAAACCGGCCAGUCCGGUCAGUGUCACUCCGACGGCCAGCUCAACGGCGGCUUCGGCUUCACGUUCCCCGAGCAGUCCGCUGUUUGGGCGCGUGUCGCGUCAGGACUCGUCCGAAAGCACGCGCAAGACUUCGCGUGAUGAGCCACGCACAACGAGCGGAUACUCGAGUCCAACGAGCUACCGAAGCCACGCGAACCAUUACGAGCGGGAUGAGAGCCCAAAGUACGGUUCAACUGGUUCCGGUUCGUCAGCGUUGCGAUCGCGAACCACGAGCCACGCGGCUGAGCCCGAGGACAACAAAUACGGCAGUUCCGGUUCGGGGUACACGAGCCGGUUCCUGAACAAAAGCAAGAGCACGGCAGUCGUGGCCCCGGAUGAUGAUGCGACGGAUGAUUCGGACAGCCGGCAUGGUGCCGGUGGACGCAGUCGGUUUAGCGCUUUGCAGGAUCGACGUACGCGUCUGGCUCGCAGUCGUUCCUCGCACAACUUUGGCAACGAUGACGAGGAAGACGAACCCGUCUCACCAACCACCAACUCGCCGUCAGCCUAUCUGGCGGCUAGAUACGGUGCGUCCUCAUCGCUCGCCUCACAACCAGCCGAUCUGUCACGCAGUCGUUCAACACACGCGCUGAAAUCACGCGAGCCCUCACCCGAACGCUCGAGUGCGACUUCCGGUGGCGAUAAGGAUGGUGCCGCGCUCAGUUCGUGGGCGCGCUACCUCAAGAACAAGUACGGCAACCGAUCGACGAAGGACGGGAAGGACUCACCCGGCUCCAGUAGCCUCUCGUCGGGCGUUGGGUCGUCCUCGCUGACGUCACCAUCCGCAUCCUCAGCGAGCACGUCGAGUGCGUCGGCUUCGGCCGCCGCUCGGCGGCUCAGCCUCGGGCUGCCCUUGCGGCAGACGGAUCUGCUUAGCUCGGAUGACGAUUCAAAAAACGGGCUAGGCUCCCCUACCUCUCCUACGGCAGCAGCGGCAGCAGCCGGUAUACCCGGGGCAGCAGGUAUGUCCCCUAGGACACAGUACCUGCAGAAGCGCCGGCAGCUGUUCCAGAUAGGAGGUCGGGGGAGCGAACCAGGUUCCUUCACGUGGCCGCGCGGUAUCGCCGUCGGCCCGGAUAACAGCAUCGUCGUGGCGGACUCGUCCAACCACCGCGUGCAGGUGUUCGACUCGAACGGCAUCUUUGCCAGCGAGUUCGGCCAGUACGGUAACGGGGACGGCGAGUUCGAUUGUUUGGCCGGUGUAGCGGUCAACCGGAUCGGCCAGUUCAUCAUUGCCGACAGAUACAACCACCGGAUUCAGGUGCUCGACCCGGCCGGUCGCUUUCUGCGAUCGUUCGGCUCGCAGGGUACCACCGAUGGGAAAUUCAACUAUCCCUGGGGCAUCACCACGGAUGCGCUCGGGUUCAUCUACGUGUGCGAUAAGGAAAAUCACAGAAUUCAGGUAUUCCAAUCCGAUGGAUCGUUUAUUGGCAAGUUUGGCAGCUGCGGCAAGGAAAAGGGCCAGCUCGAGCACCCGCACUACAUCGCCGUCUCCAACACGAACCGCGUCAUCGUGUCCGACUCGAACAACCACCGUGUGCAGAUUUUUGACGUCAACGGUCGCGUCCUGACGACGUUUGGGGGCGAAGGCUCCGAGGAAGGUCAAUUUAAAUUCCCCAGGGGCGUAGCGGUGGAUGACCAGGGCUACAUCUGCGUGGCCGAUUCAGGCAACAACCGCAUCCAGAUCUUCCACCCGGAUGGCAGCUUCCUGCGUGCGUUCGGUUCCUGGGGCUCCGGAGAUGCCGAGUUCAAGGGGCUCGAAGGGGUCGCCAUCAUGUCGAACGGCAACAUCCUGGUGUGCGAUCGCGAAAAUCAUCGCGUGCAGGUCUUUUGAGGUCCGCAAAACCGCAAACCUCUUUCGGUGGAAAUUCAUCAACGUCAAUUAGUCAACCGAUCCAUCGAGCUGAUUGUAGCGCUGCUCUAUGUGACUGUGUGUGCCUUUUUUUUUUUGAUUUUAUCUCGAAGACUUUGCUUAUUCAAAAUUUAGCUCCAGUCGCAUUUGAACGUGAAACUAGCUUUGCGGGAUCCAAAAUCACCGUGGCGGUUUGGUUUUGGUGGGGGUUUUUUGCUUUUGGUGGAACCGCAGGAAAACCUAAACCACCGGUGAGUGGGCUGAGCGUGGCUGAGCUUUAUCUGCUACAAACAAACACCCGCGCCGGUAAAGAGCGCAUGUUUUGAUAACACCAUAAACACCGACACCGACCAUGCUUGCUAGUUUAAUAAAAUGUAAUGUAAGCUCUGCCGCCCAUUGCCACUAAUGGCCAUAUAUUAUUGUAGUGGCUCCGCGCAGAUAUAGUUAGAUGGAAUAAAGGUUUUUUCUUCUGAAGUUUGUCAAUGCGA